Uloborus diversus is the source of this 1468-nucleotide messenger RNA. RefSeq names its product DNA-directed RNA polymerases I and III subunit RPAC1-like (gene Polr1C). The transcript has 11 exons. The coding region runs from base 114 to 1136 and encodes 340 amino acids. Gene Ontology annotation, biological process: DNA-templated transcription. NCBI's taxonomy places the organism in Eukaryota, Metazoa, Arthropoda, Arachnida, Araneae, Uloboridae. The record is from RefSeq and is a predicted model, not a curated record. Gene Ontology annotation, cellular component: RNA polymerase III complex; RNA polymerase I complex. Gene Ontology annotation, molecular function: protein dimerization activity.
UGAAAUAAAAUUGCAGUGUUUGUUUACUUGUUUCGAAACCGAUACGUAUUCUUUUGAAGAGGCAAAGUCAAAUAUCGUUUAAGAAUAGCAAAAACGACAGUAGAAAUAUUUCAAUGGCCUCUGUUGAUGAAACUGUGUAUAAGUUAAAAGAAUUUGGAAUAUUAAACGAAGGUGCAUCAGAAGCCAGAUAUGAUGCAAAAACACAAACUCUGGAUGACUUGAAAGAAAAUUUGAAAAUGAAGAUAAUAGAAAUAGACAAAGAAAAAUACGAAAUGGAGUUUGAUAUAAUUGGUAUUGGAGCACCUAUUGCAAAUGCUAUAAGAAGAAUACUCAUUGCUGAAAUUCCAACUAUGGCGAUUGAUAAAAUUCACAUGUUCAACAACACGGCUGUGAUUCCUGAUGAAGUUCUUACGCAUCGUAUUGGAAUGGUUCCUAUCAAAGUGGAUCCUCGGCUCUUCGAGUACAAAGAUUCUACUGAAGAUCCCGAGAAAGGUACUGAAGAAGAUACUAUUCAAUUUGAGCUGAAAGUUAAAUGCUCUAGAAAACCGAACAUUCCAAAAGACAGCUCUGUUCCUGAUGACAAAGCUUUCAAUCAUGCCAAAGUUUAUUCCAGGGACUUGAAGUUUGUGCCAAUCAAUGAUAACCAGAAAAAAAUGUAUGGAAACAUUAGACCUGUACAUGAAGAUAUUUUGCUGGCUGUCAUGAAACCUGGUCAUGAAAUUGACCUAAAAGCAUUUUGUUAUAAAAAUGUUGGUAGAGAACAUGCAAAGUUCUCUCCUGUAGUUGUAGCUUCAUACCGCCUAUUGCCAAGGUUAAAGCUUUUGGAAGAAAUUAGUGGUGAAAGAGCUCAUUUGCUGUCCAGUUGUUUUUCACCGGGAGUCAUCCGAAUCUCACAUAAGAAAGGAAAAGAAGUAGCGAAAGUUGCUGACUCAAGAAAGAUUAACUGUAGCAGGAAUGUGCUUCUUCACGAUGAGUUAAGUGAUGCAGUAGAGAUAUCUAAAGUAAAAGAUCAUUAUAUUUUUACUGUGGAAUCUGCUGGUGCUCUUCAGCCUGAAGUACUUGUACAGGAUGCCAUCAAUAUUUUAAAAAGUAAAUGUAGAAACUUUCUUUCGGAAAUAAAAUCAUUAAAAAUGUAAAUUAAGCCCUUUUCUCUACAUAUAAAAAAAACUCGAAGAAAUUGUGAAAGGAUGUCUGUGGCAUGCUUGCAUCUUAAAUUCUAUUUUCUAAUCAUAAACCAAAUAAGAGUGUCUUUAGGGAUCGUUGAGUGGCUACGAGCAUAUGAGCAAAGCAUAGAUCAGUUGGUUGAAAUCUGAUUUUUACAUAAUGCUAAUUUAGAUAUUCUGGUGAAAAAUGUGAUUUUUUUUCUGGAAACAUUGCAUCCCAUGAGUCAUGGAAAGUUAUGUAUUUGUAAACUUGAAAUGUAACAGAUACCUUGUAUGAAAGUAUGUUUUGCUUUAAAAGUGUAAUA